UAAUCUGCCCAGGCCCUGCAGGGAUUACAGCUCCUCCUAAUGAGCUUAAUUGGGGCAGCGUUGUCCUGGUGACUGAAGGGACCAAGGCAACACCAAGACCUGCAGAGCUGCUUGGCUCGGACCGAGCACAAGUGUGGGACGUGGACCUGCUGCAUCCUGGCCCCAUUUGCAGGGAGCCAUCAGCGGUGGCAGCUGCUGGCUCCUGGUGGCCUUGGUGCAGUGUCCCUGGGUGCUGAGGACACGGGGCACAGCACGGUGCUGAGGAGGCUGGGGCAUGGCUUUGUGUUGGCUGGGCAGGUGCGUGCUGCGUGGGGACGGUUGGGAUGGGCUCAGAGCUCUGUCACACCUUGGGGACCCCACUCUGGAGCUGGUUACAGCAGGAGGAGCCACAAACUCUCUGCUUCUGCAUCCAGUGGUGGCUGGAGAUGUGGCGACGCUCUCCAGCUGGCAGCUGGGUCAGGGCUUUGGCACUCGGGGAUUGGUUCUACCUUGCACGGGACAUGUGGAUGCCGUUGCCAUGAGGACAGGCAGCAUUUUCGGGGCUCCUGCAGUGGCUACAGGGACUUCUUGGAGGACCAGGAAUAGCUCUGCCUUUCCCUUCCUGACAACAGAGCUCCUGGCAAAGGCUGGGGACUUUCCAAAGUGCUUUGUCGUCUGCGGGUUUCCGUCCUGCUCACAGGGCUGGGCAGCAGGGUCCUGCCCCACACCGUUCCUGUGCUUGCUGCGGGUGGCAGGGGGACAGCGGGACACGUGUGGGGACAAGCAGGGCUCCGGGGGCUUUGCCAUGGCCACGUCCUGGAGGAACCGCGGGAGGCCCUCCAGGUCACACUCAACGAUGUCGCUGUCUGCGCGGCCGCAGCGCCGAGUCCUCGUCGCCAAGAUCAAUAGGAGCCAGUCGUUCGCCGGGGUGAACUCGACAGCAGAGCGGCCCUUCAGCAGGAACCUCUCGCCCUUCACACCCACCGUCUCCCGCAAGACUGGCUCCAGGGUCAGUAGGAUGUUCUCAAUGUCCCACAAAUCCCCACCACCCAAGGUGCCUCAGCCCAAUCGCCUAGAUGAGGUGUACGAAGCGCUCAAGAAAGGUCUGACGGCCUACCUGGAGGUCCACCAGUUGGAACUGGAGAAGCUCAGCACCCAGAUCCGUGAAUCCAAGAGGAAUUCGCGCCUGGGCUUUCUCUACGAUCUGGAUAAGCAAGUGAAGUCAAUCGAGCGCUUCCUGCGUCGCCUGGAGUUUCAUGCUAGCAAGAUCGACGAGCUGUAUGAAGCCUACUGCAUCCAGCGGCGGCUCCGCGAUGGGGCCCACAACAUGGUCAAAGCCUACAGCACGGGCUCACCGGGCAGCCGAGAGGCACGUGAGAGCCUGGCUGAGGCCAGCAAGGGCUACAAGGAGUACACAGAGAACAUGUGCCUGCUGGAGAGUGAGCUGGAGAGCCAGCUGGGAGAGUUCCAUGUUCGGAUGAAAGGGCUGGCAGGUUUCGCCCGGCUCUGCGCUGGUGAUCAGUAUGAGAUCUUCAUGAAGUACGGGCGGCAGCGGUGGAAGCUGCGGGGACGCAUCGAGGUGAACAGCAAGCAGGUGUGGGACAGCGAGGAGAUGGUUUUCUUGCCUCUCAUCACCGAGUUCCUCUCCAUCAAGGUGACGGAGUUAAAGAGCCUGGCCAACCACGUGGUGGUGGGCAACGUGUCCUGUGAGACCAAGGACCUCUUUGCAGCUCUCCCCCAGGUAGUGGCGGUGGAUAUCAACGACUUGGGUACCCUCAAACUCAGCCUGGAGGUGACCUGGAACCCCUUCGACAAGGAUGACCAGCCCUCGGCAGCCAGCACCGUCAACAAGGCCUCCACGGUGAACAAGCGCUUCUCCACCUAUAACCAGAGCCCACCUGAUACGCCGUCCCUGCGGGAGCAGGCUUUCUAUAACAUGUUGCGGCGUCAGGAGGAGCUGGAGAACGGCACAGCUUGGUCCAUCUCCUCUGAGUCGUCAGAUGACUCCUCCAGCCCCCAGUUGUCCAGCAGCACUCGCCACGCCGCCCACAAGCCCAUCGUGCAGCCCGAGGUGCAGGCCUCGGCCCCCGCCAUCGAGAUCUCCUUCUCACAGCAGCAGGAGGAGACUGGGGCUGGCGGCGGCAUCCCCAUUGGGACAGAUCUGCCUGAGCCCCCAGAAGAGCAGGAUGGCUGCAAGAAGGAUGCUGUGGCCAACGGGCAUGUGCCCUACACCCGGACUCUCAGCCACAUCAGUGAAGCCAGCGUGGAUGCGAGCAUGGAGGCCAAGGCUACGGAGAGCCAAUGGGAGCACUCUCCCAGCCUGGAGGAACACGAUGCGGGCAAGCUGGACAAUGACUCCCUCCCUGGUGCCUCGAAUUCGGUGCCAGAGACCUGGGCAGGGAAGGACAGUGGCCCUGAGGCCAAGCCACGUGCCAUGGUGGCAUGGGCUGAAUACUGUGAGGUGGAGGCUGAGCCAGUAGCAAGCCCAGCACCGGCACAGGACGUUUGUGGAAGUGAAGCCCCCACGCCGGCCGUGGUGUUGGCACAGGCCCCCGCAGAGGAGGGGCCCGUCCCAGCCCCACACCUGGCCACCAGCCCCCCAGCGGUCCCACGGGUGAAGGCUGUGGACUCAGGGCUGGAAGAGGCCAUCAGCCUCCUGGCCUCGGCCCUGGAUGACUAUCGGGGACAGUUUCCAGAGCUGCAGCCCCUGGAACGGGAGCUCAAACAUCUGGAGGAGAUCCUGCUGCACAAGCAGGGUGUGUUCCUCAGCCGUGCCUCCAGCAUCAGCCUCACAGUGGAGCAUGCUCUGGAGAGCUUCAGCUUCCUCAACACCUCUGACAUGGAGGACUCGGAGGGCUCAGAGGAAGAGGCUUUGCAGGAUGAGAGGAGGGCCAGCAGAGCGCGGCGUGGAAGCAGGGCUCCCAGUGCUGGUGAGGUGGGAGCAGAUGAUACUGGAACGUGCAGUGGCUCUGAGGGCAGCACAGACCCCAUGAGCACCAGCAAUGAGUUCCUGGAUAAGGCCCUGGUGCUCCACCUCCACAACUGCAACCGCCUGCUGCUGAACCUGGGCACCUUUGGGCCUCUGAGGUGCCGGGAGAUGUUUGCCCUGGACAGGCUGCUGCGGGAGGCACAGGUGCUGGAGAUCGUGUGCCAACUGAUGGAGGAGCGGUCGGAAACAGCGGGCUCUGCUGCCGGAGUGGUGCAGUUCUCAACACGGAAAGAAGGGGUGCUGCCCCUUUGGGACCACUGCGUGGAGCUGCCCAACAUCUACACCUGCCCCGUGGAGCGGUUCCUGCAGGUGCUCAGUGCGCAGUAUGCAGCACCCAUCAGUGAGCGGCACCCGGGACUGGCUGAUGCAGUAUGUGUGAAGCUGGUGGAAGAUGUGCUGAACCGGCGGCUGCCACGACGACCUGGUGGCACCCAGGGUGAGCAGGUCACCAUCUUCCAGUACUGGAGCCACUUUGAGUCCCUCGGUGCCCUGGUGCUUGAUACCUACGUGAUGGAGCUGGCAGAGGAAGUGCUGCUGGCACAGAACCUCAACUCAGAUGACCAGGACGUAGUGCUGCGGGCGCUGAAGCGUGUGCCCGAGGGCCGCCUGAAGAAGGAAGGGCUGAAGGCGCUCAGCUUGCUGCUCGUGGAAGGAAACAGCAAGGUGGUGAGCGCCGUGUCGGCGCAGCUCCGCAGCCUGGCAGAAAACCCCCGCUUCCGCCAACGGGCCCUCGUGUGCUUCCUGGGACAGCUGGAGGAUGAGGAGGUGCAGACACGCGUGGCUGGCUGCGUGGCGCUGGGCUGCCUCAAGGCCAAGGAGAGCAUUGAACAGCUGGUCUACCUGUGCCAAACAGACAAGGAGCCUGUGCGGGAGGCAGCCAAGCAGAGCCUGAUGCUGUGUGGGGAAGAUGGCAAAUCAGCGCACCGGCGACUGGAGGAGACCCUGGACAGCCUCCCACGGAUCUUCGCACCAGCCAGCAUGGCCAGCACAGCUUUCUGAGAUGCCACACAGAGCCACCCGCCAUCCCUUGAGGACAAAGGCACUGCUGGGCUGCACUUGGGCUCGCAAAGACCGGGCCCAGCCGCUGGCCCUGCUCACAGCAGCACUGCAGCAUCACCCCCGCCGGCAGCUCGCCACGGCCGCACACUGCCUUACGGAGCACCGCUUCCCCUGCCCCAAACACCAGCCAUGUGGGGGGCUACGCACCCACCCCUGGGAGAGGAGGGGCUCGCUGCACACCCCACCAUCGACUGCUAUUGAAAACACACAGGGAACCCACCCUUCGUGCUACAGCUGCUGGGAUGGGAGCGGCAGGGAGACGCACCGGAUUCUCUGCCUCUUGCCUUCCUGUUGCUCGGGGCCACGUGCCCUUUCCUGGAAGGACUCACACUUUGGAAACGAUGCUGUUUCUUUCCAGAAGUCGCCUGGGCUGGGAGGGAACCGCUGCCCUUUUGCCACCUGGAAGUCCAGAGGACUUAAAUAAAAUGAGAUAUGAGAUAUAUUAAUAUAUUCUGCUGGCGUUUCUUCUUUCCAGCUCUGCAUGCUCCUGUCCCUCUCCGGUGGUGGAACACAGUGAGGCACAGCCCCAGCCCAGAGCCCUUCCCCUCUGCUGGGGAGUGCUGUGGAGGGCAGGGCAGGAGGAGCGACAGAGGGACGGACAGACGGACACUGCCACCUUUUCCUUUCGUUAUUGUUCGUUUUAUUUUUUAUUUACAAUUUUUUUUUUGCAGGAAAAAAAAAGCAACAAAUUCUUUUCUAUAAUGUCUCUAUAAAUCUAUAUAUAAUGUAAUUACAGAGAAUGACUAAUUUUGAUUUUAAACCAGAAAUAAAAGCAAACCUUUAAUGAG
Meleagris gallopavo (turkey) is the source of this 4815-nucleotide messenger RNA. RefSeq names its product RHO family interacting cell polarization regulator 1 (gene RIPOR1). Gene Ontology annotation, cellular component: cytoplasm. Lineage: Eukaryota; Metazoa; Chordata; Aves; Galliformes; Phasianidae. The record is from RefSeq and is a predicted model, not a curated record.